Culex quinquefasciatus (southern house mosquito) is the source of this 1895-nucleotide messenger RNA. Its product is annotated as venom carboxylesterase-6. Bases 51 to 1760 code for a protein of 569 amino acids. NCBI's taxonomy places the organism in Eukaryota, Metazoa, Arthropoda, Insecta, Diptera, Culicidae. The transcript has 5 exons. The record is from RefSeq and is a predicted model, not a curated record.
CGGAUAUAUAAAUCCAAAGCUCUGCUCACUAGAAACAAUUUAGUUUAAAAAUGAAUCGUUCACUACUCGCAUUGCUUUUCGUAACACUAGCGGCCGUUGUACAGUGCGGACUUGCUGCCAUCGGAGAUCGGUACGCUUUUGAACGAGUUCCUCCAUCGCCAAGAACGUGUAUCCAGGAUGGAUGCCUUCAGGGUAAAUAUCUCGACGGACUCGAAGGUGACCAAUUUGAAGCUUAUCUAGGGAUCCCGUUUGCGAAGCCACCAUUAGGAAAGCUUCGUUUUAAGAAUCCUGUUCAAAAUGAUCCCUGGACCGGAGACUACGAUGCCACGUGGGAACGUAGUUGUUGUCUCCAGAAAAAUGAUCUUCGCCCUCUCCAAACCAUACAGGGUGGCGAAGAUUGUCUGUAUCUGAACGUGUUUAGACCAAAAAAUAUAACAACCCCAUUGCCAGUCAUCUUUAACAUACAUGGCGGAGGAUACGCCUAUGGAGCUAGUUCAAUUGGAGAAUUCGGUCCAGAACGGUUCAUGGAUACUAAAAAGAUUAUUUUAGUAGUACCACAGUAUCGUUUGGGCGUGUUCGGGUUUCUCUCAACUGAAGAUCGUGUUGCUCCGGGAAAUUUCGGAAUGAAAGAUCAGGCGAUGGCGCUAAAAUGGACACGGGAUAAUAUUGGAUUCCUCGGCGGAAAUCCAAAUCUGAUCACCCUGAUUGGAGAGAGUGUGGGUGGAAGUUCGGUGCAGUUCCAUAUGAUGUCUCCACUGAGCAAAGGACUUUUUGCAAGAGCAGUCAGCAUGAGUGGGAGUGCAUUAAGCAAUUGGAAUUAUAACGUUGAUCAUUUAGCUUUGGCUCGACGACAAGCGGAAGUUGUUGGUGUUAAGAACCCAAAAAGCAUGACAACUGAGCAGCUUGUCGAUGAGCUCAGAAAGGUGGAUGCUCUCGAGCUGGCCAAGAGUAUCGACAUUUUGAAAUUCUUUUAUGUGCAUCCUAUAACACUAUACCAUCCUACUAUCGAGCGGUACGUAGAUCAGGAAACAUUCAUGAGCGAAGAUCCGAGAGACUUAUGGGCUGCUGGAAAAUACAGCCCUGUUCCAUAUACUGUGGGCUUUUUGCCGAAUGAAGGAGCGUACGCCUCUGCAAUUAUACUAACCAACAGAAGCUUACUGAACGAUUUGAAUGAACAUUCGUCCGACUAUAUUCCUCGGCUUGUAGGCGCAAAUCAUCCAACCAGUGUUCAAAUGAUUAAAAAUCGGUAUUUCCCAGACGGAUCAAACGAGCGUUGGCUCACGGAAAACAAUGUGGGAAAUUUACAAAAUCUUCUUUCCGAAGGCAUCAUAAUCCACGGUAUUGUACUAAGCGUGAAGCAGAUUAUUUCAUCGAAAAACAGCCAGAAAGCACCAUUGAGUGUUUACUUCUUCAACUUCAAAGGACCAUAUUCGAGAUCGUACUACAACAGUUAUACAUACGGCGACUUUGGAGUUUGUCACGCGGAUGAUUUGAUGUACAUUUUCAGAGCAUCCGAUUUUUUCCCUGAUUUUGAGCCUCAAUCUCCAGCCUGGCACAUGGCUAAGGUGUUUGUGGAUUAUUUCGUCACUAUUGCUUACAAUGGAACUGCUGGACCUCUUUGCACCGCUGAAAGCUGUCAAUUGUUAGAAUUUACCAACUCCGCUGACGAACAAAAGCCUGUAGAUCUAAAUCUUAUCAACGGAUUCGAUGAGGAUCAGUUUGCCUUUUGGUACAACGUCAAUGCAUUGCAAAGCUAUUGAUAUUCAAUCGAAUUCAAAUAACCUAAUGAGAAUUAAUAUACAUUUUUUCUGAUUGCAUGCAUCCGAUAAUAUUUAAAAAAAAGAUCUGAUAAUUCAUAGAAUACGAUUAUGAUUGCAAUGGCUCGCUGAUGACAG